GAUGGCAGGUCGAUGCAAUUUACGUAUUGGGGAAAAUCAUGUAAAAUGUGAAUGUUUUUCACCCAACGGACGUUUAGUGAACAGUGGGCCAAUGACUUAUCAGUGCGCCUCUUUUGGAAAAGGCGUGUUCUUCCCCAGUUUUCGGGACCUGUGACAGGACCUCCCGCAGCGCAGGUUUAAUGGUUCUGCCAGGCACCGUGUUGUGAUGUUGAGUGAUAGUUUCUUUGAUCAGAUGCCCCAGGUACCUUGGAGAUCAUGAAUGGAUCGCGUUAAACAUACCCACUCGAGCUUUGCCAAAGCCCUGCGCGUCGCUGAGUUGAAAAGCCUCUGCUCGUCAGCCACUGAUUUUCCGCCCCUCGCCUCCCAAACCCCGUCGCUCUCCUUCCGUUCUGGUUGCUGUUCGCAUUCCCAUGGAAGCGCCGCCAAGGGUCAAGCUGAACAGGAGGCUAUCAAUGGCGUUUUGACAUCGGCUUGGCCUUCCCGCUAUCUGCGUCGCUCUGCUUUACCGGUUCUUCUUGCAAGGAUCUGGAACGUUGGAAACUGCAGGAAGUUUGGGAAUUGGCACAGGAGAGCUUGGUUGUAUGGUUGUAUAGCAGUUGGUUGGAUUGUGGAGGAGUAGGGCUUGGUUGUCAUGCAGGUGGUUGGAUUGUGGAAGAGUAGGGCUUGGUUAUAUUGCAGGUGGUUGGAUUGUGCAACAUUUGCCAAGGUGGAUUGCUCAGUGGAUUUUGUUUAAUUUUGUUCUGUUUAUGUUGUAACAAUUGUUUAUUUUAGUUUUAUUUUAGUGUGGUUUCGGUUGUCUCUUGGUCCCAAUUGGGUCUCAAUGAAGUUGCCAAUUUUUUAGAA
Molecule: messenger RNA, 843 nt
Organism: Physcomitrium patens
Lineage: Eukaryota; Viridiplantae; Streptophyta; Bryopsida; Funariales; Funariaceae
Source: RefSeq, a predicted model, not a curated record